GCGGCACUCACGUUCCGCGACUGUACCGCGCGCGCGCCUUUAUCUUGCCUCACUAAAUCGUCCUUUUGAGUUUGCCCGAUCGAACCUCCUGUUAUUCAUUGUCGCGAUAAACGUCGCGAAUAUCGAGCAACGCUCGCGUUUCACCCGUGAACGAGCAACCGAAUUUUAGUGUUCGCGCGCGAAUGCUCGCUCGACGAUCAGGGGCUCGUGUGCCCGAUUCCUGAAUUAAUCCCAUCGACCUCUAAUCGAUCGAGGAUCGUCUGCACCGCGUCAUCCGGUAAACGGAUCACGACCGCCAUGUUCUUUAUCCGUGUACGUUUCAUCGACCAGUGAAAAAAGUUUCUUUUUCGUGCGCGUUUUGGUUCUCGAUAAUAAUUUCAUUUGGCACCAAGUUUAUCGAUUUUUCAUCGAUCGGAAGUUAGCUACGGAAUCGAAUUUCAACGUUCUUUCGUGAAUCUUUUGUCUUUUUUUGCAUUCGUGUGUUUUCUUCCGAACGAGUUCGAAAUUUUUUCCGGUAGAACAAGAACAGGUUGAAAAGUACUACGCAAAUGUGUGUUGUGAGAUUCCGUCGAGAUAGACAUGCAUUCAACGAGUGAUGAUCAGUGGUGCUGGUGGCAUCUUGUCAUUGUUUGUGUUUCAUUUCCAAAGUUGUACCUGUCUCGUGCCUCUUCAACAACGGAAUCGCAGUGAGUUCUCUUCGACAAGGAGUAACGAUGAAAGGGUUCAGGGAGGCUGCAGCGGAACGAGAGAAGUUGCAGCGAUCAACCGCUUAAACGUUACAGCGAGGCGAUGAAACACGAAGGCUAGACAGGCGGAUUACCGUGCGAUUAAUGCGCCCUAUGACGCUCGUUUAAUGGCCCAUGCUCGGACCGUGUGAUGAACGCGAACGAGUGCACGAUUUCCCUCAGAGGUUGAAUUAAAUGGACAGGCAGGAAGAACCCAUUUGUACGCCCAUUUGUACCGAUUGUUCGCGACAACGUGCAAGGACACAAGCCGAGAACAUAAACUGUAAAAAACACACAUCGAACGGUACCCGGCAGGUACUCGGUGCCAUCGCGCCGUUUCUUUCUUCGUCUUUCCACGCUUUUCACAACGUUGUUGGAGAUUCGUUCGCGCAGCGAGAAGCGAUCACGGUCGAUUUCUCGCACAAACUUUGAACCAAUGGUCCGGUUUCUCGCGAUUGCAAGAUCGAGGAAAACGCGAGUCGGCUUGUAAACCGGCUAAAGCGGCAGAGAAUUGUCUCGAAUUACGAUCGAUGCGAAUCCCGAUCGAAGGAUAUAGCGGGCAGAUAUAAUAGCGGUUUCCACGCGCAAAAGAGCUUAAUCCCCGGGAGGCCGAUCGUCGCGCGAUAUUAAAACUUCGGGGGAUCGAAAUUACAGCCACUGUCGAUAAAAGCUUACAAAUAGAAAGAAUCGAUAAUGCACGCGUGGAAAUCCUGGCUCGAAGCAAGCCACGUGCACGACGAAUAAUACGAUCCCUCCUCGAAUCCACGUCUUCUCGAUCACCAAGGGGAAAGCACCAGAUAGAUUCGUAAAAUCCUUAUCUACCGAUGCUGUGUUCGCGUCCUCGCGUCGCAUUCUUUCUUCGCCAUUAACGUUGCUUUUUCCAACGACGCCACGUCUAACAGCGAAUCGGUGGUCGUCGCGUAUUUCGCAAAUAUUCGUUCGCGCGACCAGUGAAUCCAAAGAGUGGAAGACGAACUGAUUGGAAAUCAGUUAUGAUUCUGGAUGCUAGCUUGCACAUGGAACGCAGAUAAACUGGGGCAAAAGGAUGAAAGUGAGAUGGGUGUAUCCGAGUCCUGAUUACAUCGUAUGAUACCACGAUCUCUGCGAGUAACUGUUAAAGAGAUCGAAGUGUGUUCACGUUCGUCGUAGCUGUUGUUCGAGGGACGAGGAAGGAUCAGCGCAGAGACAGGAAAGAAAGAAAGAUCGACAGUAUGAAGGAUCGUCGUGGAAGAUGGCUGUACGCCGUGCUGCCUCUCGUCACGUUCCUCUCGCACCAAAUAGAGUGCACGGCGAAGAGCGGAGGAUCGGUGGUGGAGCACCAUCCGUCUUCUUACUGGGAGCAACCCUUUAGCCAGCCUUACUUCGACAACACAACGAAGAGAGAUACCACGACGACCGUCGGACAAACCGCUUUCCUGCACUGCAGGGUGCGCAAUCUUGGUGAUCGUGCUGUUUCGUGGAUCAGGAAACGAGAUCUGCACAUUCUCACCGUAGGAAUCUUAACCUACACGAACGACCAGCGUUUCCAGUCGUUACACAGAGACGGAUCUGACGAAUGGACCUUGAGGAUUAGUUCACCGCAAGUUCGCGAUAGCGGAACAUACGAGUGUCAGGUUUCAACCGAAUCGAAAAUCAGCCAAGCUUUUAACUUGAGCGUCGUAGUGUCGAAGGCAAAGAUCAACGGUAACUCGGAGCUGUACAUCAAGAGCGGAAGCGACAUCAAUCUGACCUGCAUAGUAUUGCAGACACCUGAGCCGCCGUCAUUCAUUUAUUGGUACAAGGGUGAUCACGUGGUAAAUUACAGUCAAAGGGGAGGUAUCAACGUAGUCACUGAGAAGCAAACGCGAACGUCGCGUCUCUUAAUAUCAAAGGCGUUACCUGCUGAUUCUGGAAAUUACACAUGUGCCCCGUCUGCGGCCGAGUCAGCCAGUGUUCUAGUCCACGUACUCAAUGGAGAACAUCCAGCGGCCAUGCAACACGGCAACUCGAGCAACAGCGGCGCGGCAACGAGGACACUCGCGUUGCUCCUGUUGCUUCUGCACGCCGGUUCGUUCGCGAGGUGACUGGUCGAUCACGAAGCCUUCCUCCAAUAAGGACACGAGCAAACAUCGCUUUUCCUUUACGUAAUCGAACAGAGGCAAAAGACGAAGAAGAGAAAAAGGGAAGCGAGCGAGACCGAGGAAAGAAGCGUCGUCUUUACCAGCAGCAACCACCUUCAACCCUUUAUAUAUCACCCUCGAUCUUGCUUUUAACCGAACAGCGACGAGAAAGCAGCCAGGCCAGCGACCAUCAAAGAGACUCCUAACGAACGAAAGCUCCAGUGUAUCGGGCAUCUAGUGACCCAGUGGAACUGACUCCUCGCUGCUUCUGCUCUCCGUGGAUGUAUCGAUCAUUUUAGCUGGUGCAAAUCGUUUCCAUCUGGGGAAUAGUAAAUCUACGGUGUCUCCGAGACCGAUCGCUCGGAAGUGGCCACUUUCCGUUUCUCUUUUGAUAUCCGUAGAUGUUUCGAGUCGAUCACGACGACGCGACGCGAGUGAAACAGUUUUUCAGUGGUGGUACUUUGUCCGAGAAGACGUUGAGUCAGUUCGCUUGUAACGCGGCGCGUACAAACUCGCGGACGUGAUUCUCCUUUCAUUUCGUGCAGCAGGAAGAGGGGAAACGAGUCGAGCGAAAUCUCGAGAAGAGCAGGACUCGACACAUGUAAAUGGCUAUUUAGUAUGAUGCAGUUGGACUCGGUGCGAUCCAAGGAACUCUUAGCGUCAGCGAUAAUCAAGGAUCUGCACGGCUCGUUCUCGUAAUUAACGAGUACAACGAGUAACUGCCAAGUUGGAUCACUGCCACGUUCUUUCGGUAACGUUCCUUGCUAUUGCCGUGUUGCGAAACGAAACGAAACGGAACAAAACGAAAUGAAACGCGCACGCCCUUUAAAUCGUUCCGCAUUAGCGAACGAUGGCGAAGUUGUGCUUUAAAGAGUGCGACGAACAGCGUCGAGUUUGUCAUUAGAACAAACGCAGAGAGCUCUGUACUCGAACGAUACCCAGAGGAGACGAACUUUUGUUCCAGAACAUCUUCGCGUACCGAUCGAUCCCAGUCUCGUUAGAUUCGUAAUACAAAAGACCUUGUCCGAUGGAGAAUAUUCCCGACUUGUGGAACUUGGAUUAUUAAACCUUCGGAACGCACAUAGAGAUCUUGCUUUGUAUUUUUCUUCGAGACGCGUUGUUACUGUUACGCGAUAGGGUUCUUUCACUCAAACGCCUUAUCUUUGGUCGGAACCAUUCAGAAAAAUGAAUCACGGAACACUGUGUUU
Molecule: messenger RNA, 4032 nt
Organism: Bombus impatiens (common eastern bumble bee)
Lineage: Eukaryota; Metazoa; Arthropoda; Insecta; Hymenoptera; Apidae
Product: basement membrane-specific heparan sulfate proteoglycan core protein
Exons: 8
Coding region: 1937-2788 (283 amino acids)
Biological process (GO): synapse organization
Cellular component (GO): neuron projection membrane
Source: RefSeq, a predicted model, not a curated record